ACCAGUGAUCCAGUCAUCCGUGAUGCAACAGUGCUUACCGCCUACUAUCCGACCGCCUGCUGCAUGCAGCAAAGGGCUUUGGCAGGAUGCGUUGCUUAGCAACAGCCCUGCACCCAAACAUCCAGCGUUUCUACCUUCUUGCAUGUCUACUUCUUGAAUCUACAACUCAACUACAUGUGCCACUCCCACCACGUCGUCUACUAACCCAGCAGGUUCCAGUCACACAGCCUCGGUCCAUAAAUGCAAUAGGACACCCCUCCUCUCUCCUUUCACAUCUCCUUCCGACUUUACCUCCAUCCUCUACCUCCUUAUCAGCGGCCGGAUUCACCCAAUAGCCACAAUGGCAAUUGCAUUGGCGGAGGCUGAUAAGUAUGAGGUGCUAGAGAAGAUCGG
Messenger RNA from Aspergillus eucalypticola CBS 122712, 393 nucleotides. RefSeq lists its product as uncharacterized. The transcript has a single exon. The record is from RefSeq and is a predicted model, not a curated record. Lineage: Eukaryota; Fungi; Ascomycota; Eurotiomycetes; Eurotiales; Aspergillaceae. Bases 87 to 335 code for a protein of 82 amino acids.